Messenger RNA from Ectocarpus sp. CCAP 1310/34, 2827 nucleotides. The record is from the annotation of a GenBank genome assembly. NCBI's taxonomy places the organism in Eukaryota, Phaeophyceae, Ectocarpales, Ectocarpaceae.
CGACGCAUCACUUAAGGUCCGCCUGUCCAGACUCCACCAAUUGUGCUGCGGGAGCAUUACUGGGACCGGGCUGCUGCACGCCGCCGGAGGACAAACAAUGGCCGGAGACAUGCUGACGCAGGCGGCUGAUGUCGCCCGGAGGGGCUUGGGCUGGCUCGCGAGGCGGGGGGCAUCCUUCUGGUUUAGCUUCACGUUCUCCCUCAGCUUCGUGCCAAGCCAAAUGUGGAAGAGCGUGGGCGACCGCAGGGACGGUGUGGGCUACUACUCCGACCCCCUGGGGAAGCCUUCGCUGCUGAGCCACUGGCGAGGGUUGGCGGAAUUCACAUUCGGCGCCAUCACCCUGCUCCCGAAGGCUCCGACGGACGAGGCCCUCGCGGCUGCGCGCGUGACGGCAUCAUCGGCAAGGGGGUCCGCGGGCUGGGAGGGCGACGGUGUUACGGUGAUGGACAACGGUAGCUACCUGGAGUUCUUGCCCCCGCCCGAAGCGCAAGCCUGUGGAGAGGAAGACACGGCAAGCGGCAACGAUCAUGGCACAGGGGUGGUGAUUUUCCCCGGGGCCCUGGUUCCUCCGUCGGCAUAUGCCCCCCUCGCUCGCACCAUGGCUCGGAAGGGAUACCCCUCGUACAUCUUGCGGUUCGAAUUCAACCUGGCAACCAAGGGGUGGGAAACAACCAGCGAGAUUAUCUCGCGCUCGGCACCAGCAGCAGACGGUGAGGAACGAGGAGCGAGCUGCUCCGCCGUUGUUUCGCGGCCAACCAAGUGGGUGCUCGCGGGACACUCCAUGGGCACGGUGGGCAUCGAGAUGUUCUACACAGAACACCCGGAGAGCGUGGACGGCGUGGUGUACAUGGGCAGCGGCAACAAGAUCGGCGACGCCAUGAAGGGGUCGGAAGUCCCGGCCAUGGUCCUGAGAGGAUCUCGCGAUCCGUACGUUCCGGCAGAGGCUCUGGCAAGAUCCGCCCACAAGCUGCCCAAGGGCGCCGAAAUUGUCGUGGUCGAAGGAGGAAGCCACCGAGGUUUCGGUUCGUACAAGAGCCAGCCCCUCGACUGGCAGGCGACCAUCACGGAGCAGGAACAGCGGGGGAUCAUCGUGGAAGCUCUUACCGAUUUCAUCGACCGCAGAGUUGCCAACUAGGCUCGGCCAUGAGACUUGGGAGAAACCAGUGUUCCCACGCACCUCUUCUAGAUGGUUGUUUUGCUGGGGAAUCCUUGAAUUCCAUCCUCGCAUGACGGUACUGCUGUACAGUCUGCGACACUUGUAUUAUCGAUGUGCUCCCUUGGUCACUUGUGUAUGUCCAUAUGAAGUUAAGAGAUCCAGCGUGCAAUAGGGUGCUGUUCGAUCCCAUACGCCUAGAUGUAUUGGGCACGUUGAAGCGAGUCAUCCACCGGAAAUGUGUAGAAAGCGUGCGGGAGUAAGGCGAUUACGCGAACACACCCCGGCCCUUCAACCUUUGGUCGAUUGAGUUGACAGGGCUUUCCCCAUUUGCCGCCUCUCCUUCUGGUGACCGUUGGUUGCCUAACCGGCCUCAUGUAUCGGUAGGGUAGGGUGGACCGGCAACUGCGAGAGGAAUGAGGGGUAUCGUAAAAUUGCCUGUACGCUUAGACUAACAUUUCACCCGGCGUGUCCGUUGGUACCAUGUAUGGCACGGAAGGGACGGGAGGGGAAAGGGAUGCACGGUGACAUUAUCACGGCUGCUGUAAAUGGCCAGACCAUGGCAUCAGGUAGCAGACUUUGCGUGCGUCAAGCAUCAUGAGCAAGCGCUCAGCGGCCGGAUUUGCAAAAGUAGUUUCUUCACUUGUGGAAGAGCAAGUAGUGACGUCUGUGUGCUUGCCAGCACCAUAUUUGGUAUUUUUGGAUGAUGCGUGCGUGGCAAGCUCGUGAGCAUGAUGUUUCGUUGAUCUUCGUCAGGGUGGCGUGUCUAAGCUUGCCGGCCGUAGUCUUAGCACAUGUGAUUGGUUGACUCUGCUGGGUUUUAGUGAUCCCACAAUUUCCAGCAUAUAUCGCUUACGCGCACCCUCCCCAUCCUCCCAUUAUAUUUUCCUGUCUGCUAGACUUGUGUGUUGGUCUACGUGGCGCUGCAUUCCCGGUCUACUGAUGAUGUAGAAGUAGUGCUCUGAAUCAUGCUUCGAGUACCUCGCGUCGUUCUAGGGCCGCGAGCGCCUCUUCAACAUGAUCAAGUGGGUCCACCACAUUGCGCCUACGUGCAAUAGCAGCAUCUGUGGCGUCAGCCUUUCCAACCACGUGCCGGGAUAAAGUUGUACAUUCAUUGAGGUGUGCGAGGGACACCUGGAGUGGACGCAACACACGUUCCAUCUUGCAUAUUUCAAGUUGUUCUCUUGAAAACAGUGAUGCAUGAAGUGUAGGUUAUCCCUGCAACCCCCCCCGCCCCUCUUCCCGCUGUCCCACAUAUGUAGACACACAUACCCCUCCCAGUCGAGCGAGGGGUAAUUUUUUUCGUUGGAAGCGACACCGGUGGUUCCCUUCGUCGUGUUGUAUGCAAACAAGCGUCUCGAUGACGUUCUUGGGCAGUUCUAGGAUGAUUUCUUCAGAGAGGGCCUUCGCUGUGUAUUAUAGCUCGAACACUACUGCUGAAAAGGGUGUGCGUCUUUGUGUGCCAUCUGUUGGAAAAAGUCGUGCUAUGCACUCUGCUUUCAGUUCGUGUUGCCUUUUGGUUGCACGAUUGGUCGAUCCUUGCGACAGUUCCGGGGGAACAAACAGAAUCGAAUCUAUUUCGGAUUUACCCGUCCGCACCCAUGAUGCGUAUCUCGGCAGUUGGGUUGGGGGUCGCAGCAUAGUAGGACACCCGGGGUGGUACUAUAGGAGCAG